This is a messenger RNA of Triplophysa rosa, 2677 nucleotides long. RefSeq names its product ovochymase 1 (gene ovch1). Gene Ontology annotation, molecular function: serine-type endopeptidase activity. The record is from RefSeq and is a predicted model, not a curated record. The coding region runs from base 1106 to 2668 and encodes 520 amino acids. Gene Ontology annotation, biological process: proteolysis. NCBI's taxonomy places the organism in Eukaryota, Metazoa, Chordata, Actinopteri, Cypriniformes, Nemacheilidae. The transcript is spliced from 13 exons.
CCUUCGAUUGCAUUUUUGAUGUCCUCCCAGAUUUAUUUAUUUAUAUGUUUAAUAUAAAUCCAUAUAGCUGCCAUCACUACACGAACAGAUGUAGCUAUAAAAACAGAUUUAAGAAUCUCUCUUCUUCAAUUCCAUUCAUUAUGUGAUUUUUUUACAAAUAUACUUAUAUCAUGCAUUGCACAAGACAUUUCGUUAAAAUGAAGGGUAGUCAAGGCCAAAUCAUGGAUUGAUAACCAGGUUGAAUAUUAUGUCUACCUUGGAAAAUUAAUAAUAUAGUGGCAAUAGCUUUUAAUGGGGCAAUAUAAAUGUGAGCUUUUGUGUAACAUGUCCUUACGAAAAUAAGCUAAGUUUCGUUUUAUUUGUACUUCAACCAUAACAUUCACAAAUAUAGCCUAUAUGGUCUCGUAACAACAAACACAGUUUAACCAUGGUAUUUGUAGUAAAACUAUGGUAAUCAAUCUGCCAGAAAACAUGAUUAAUACACUUUCACUAUAAAACAGUUACUUUUCCUAAGAAAUCAAAGACAAUUAAUUGUUCUAUUUUGUUAACGUUAAAUAGCCCAAUGAAGUAUUGUCAUGACUUUCGGUUUUACGAGGCAUUGUUGACCUCUUGUGGCUAAAACCAGAGUUGCUCCGCUCAAAUCAUUCGACUUCAACGUACCGCGAGAACAGUCCAAACGCAGGCGCUUUCGAAUGGCUCUCGCGAUACUCUGAUGUCAUACGUUGAUCAGUCUGCGCAGCGGAGCAUGAAGAGCAGACCUAAUUACGCGCUGAUUGUGUUUUACUGGUGUCAAUAGAUUGUGUCCUGCUUUGUAUCUCCAUCUGGAGCGUAUCGUCUGCACUUCUUCUUCCAUUUUAAACUAGCGUUUGUGAACAUGUGUAUAAACUAUUUAUUAUUUGUAAUCUUCUGUCUUAAUUUGUGUAAUGCCGAUCCUGGUGAGGCCCAUUGAUUUAUAGUUUAAAAGCAUAAUGACAAAAGUGCCGAUCUUGAGUGUGUUGUGGAUGACGUAAAUCAUAUCGCCUAGAAAUAACUCUGCUGAGAAUCUAAUGCUAAUGUGAGCCUGUCAGCUGAGACGGAUUGCAUUUUUGACAAGGGCUGUGAUGAAAUGGCUGGUAUACGUGCAUUCAUCAGAGAGGAGGAUGAGGAGGAGAGUCGGAUUAUAGGUGGGCAAGAGGCGUGGGCACAUUCCUGGCCCUGGCAGGUGUCACUGCAGUACUCUGACUUGCCAGCCUGCGGGGGAGCCAUCCUUGACCUACACUGGGUGGUCACGGCCAGCCACUGCUUCAAACGUUACAAUAAGGCGUCGCUAUGGACUGCAGUGGUCGGAAGACACAAUUUAGAGAAUGCGAAUGAAUCCUGCCAUCAAACUGUAAAGGUGGAAAAAAUCAUCUCUCAUGAGAACUACAUCCAGAAGACAAAUGAGAAUGAUGUUGCCCUGCUGAAACUGCAGAAUCCACUGCAGUUUAAUGAGUGUGUGAGACCAGUGGCCAUCUGGAACAGUGACGUACCGUCUCAGGAAACAUGUGCUGUCACUGGCUGGGGUGCCAUUAGAGAAAAUGGUCCGCGUGCCUUCAAACUCCAAGAGGUCAAUGUAACUGUUUUUAAGCCGGAGACAUGUAGACAGCUUUUUGGAGGAAAAAUGCACGCAUUUAUGAUGUGUGCAGGGGCGGAUGCAGGCGGAAUGGAUGCUUGUCAGGGGGACUCUGGUGGUCCCCUUUCCUGCUUCACAGGAGAGAGGUACACGCUCGCUGGGGUGGUCAGCUGGGGGGUCGGGUGCGGUCGGGCCAAAAAACCAGGGGUCUACACAAAACUUGUCCAUUACAAACAAUGGAUUCAAUCGACAAUACAUGGUGAACUGAAGGCAGCCGUCUCUGGAAUGGAAUCAGCUGCUCAUUGUGGGCAGGCCAAGGUGGACCCCUGCCAACUGCCCAAUGGCUUGGCACAGGUGGUUCCCGUUGAGGAUGGAACAUUUAAGGUGGACAAUGUAAGCGAAGCGUGUCCUCACUCUUGGCCAUGGCAGGUCAGCCUGCAAAGCCACGACCUGCAUUACUGUAGCGGUGUCCUCCUUCACCCCAGCUGGGUACUGGCACCUCGCCACUGCGUUGCCAAGGUUGAAGAUGCUGUGUUUUUAGGGGCUCAUGACCUCAACUUCAUGUCUGGCCAGACCUCAGCUGUGAAAAGCGUGCAGAGUCUGACCAACGACGGCAGCUUCCCACCUAUGUCUGACCUCUCCAUGAUCCACUUAACUGUCCCAGCUCGAAUAGGACCAACAAUAUUCCCGGUGUGCAUAAUGGAAAAUGACGAUAAAAUGGUUGAUGAGGAAGAAUCGUCUUGCGUGACAACAGGUUGGGGGCCAAGAAAAGCUACCUUGGACCUGAACCCUGAUAUUCUGCAUAUGGCCAGGGUGAAAUUACUUUCUGAGAACGUCUGCAAAGCUGGCUGGGGAGAAAUUGUUGCCAAGAAAUCUCUUCUAUGCACAGACGCAGCAGCAUCCACCUCCUGCUUGGGGGACUCAGGUGCACCUCUUGUGUGUCAGAACAAUGGGCUGUACUACCUUGUUGGACUGACGACAUGGGGAGGCAGGAAAUGCGAACCACGGAAACCGGCUGUAUUCACCCGAGUGUCAGCCUUUUACUCAUGGAUACAAACUUGGAUCAAAACGCCCUGAAAUCUUUAA